AUGGACACUUCUGGCAGCAAGUUACAGCAGAAGGCUCUGCAGCAACCUAAGCAGAAGAAAUCCAAGUCGGCUGAAUUUCUGAUGGGCGGAAUGGAGGAGAGUGCUGUGGUGGAAGGCAUUGACAACCCUGUCUUCAAUGGUAGCUACAGCACAGAGCUUUCAGCUUCUCAGGCUUCAGCAGGGAGAGAAAUUCAACGUGACAGGCAAGAUAGCACCCUUGCAGCUCACCAACAAAAAAUGGAGCUGCGAGCCCCUGCCAAACCAAGAGGAAAUGAGCGUGCCCGAAAUUACUUUGACCCAGCGCUGGUGCAGGAAACCAACCCAAGGCGGUGCGGGAUGGCGGAGGUCGGCACAGAAGAUGAGCUGGAAUUAAAAAUAAUGAACCAAGAUGAAAAGGGCCUAUUUCAGAAAAUGGCUGAAAUGCUGGACGCUGACGAUGACAUAACCAUCAUAGAGUUACCAGGUAUGGCGCUAGCCCACAGGGAGGAGGAAGAGGUGUGGAAGGUAAGGGCCGGUGAUCCAACGCUGCGUGUCGGUGCCGGUGCUGCAGGCCGUGGGCGCUUCAUGGCGGCAGUGGAAGAAGAGGUGAUCCCCCGCUAUGCUCAGCAGCUAAGGGAGCGCAUGCUGCCUGACAUGAUCACGCUUGGCAGCCUUUCACUGGAACAGGAACCCCAGGCCGAGUCACACAGAGACUGUGACCAACAGGAGAGGAUCCUGCAAGACAGGCUCUAUGCAGCGUUCCAACGCGCAGAGAGCCAGUUGCUGAAGGCGCUGAGGGAGCGCAAAGGUGAAGUGAUCGCCAAAUACGGCGAGAUGACAGAAGCCUCCUCCGCAACAGAAUCACCGUGGGCCAGGGAGCCAGGCCUCGGCUGGCAGAGUCAUGGAUGGCUGGAGAGAGUUCCAGAGCCUAGGAGCAACCCUAGAGAAGGCCCUGUCGCCGAAGCUCUGGAGCUUCGACCUGGGGAUGUCAAGGUGCUGUGGUGCAACGGAAUGCGCGUGUGGGUUGGUAGAGGAGAAGGUCUGAGAGGAGAGUGCAGUGCCCUCAACACCCAGAACCUCAAGCCUGGUGAGGAGGAUCUGAUGGCUCACCUUGUCAGAAGCGGUACUCAGGUCAAGGACAAUCAGGAUGUUGAGGGCACCAACAUCAGCAGAGGUGAGAAGGUUAUUGAUAACUUUGAGAAGGGCAGUUUCAGGAGAUUCAAGGACCCCGCUUUAGCGGCCAAUUUCGCCAACAAGAACGUGGAAGCAGCUGUUGUACCGCAUGGUGUGGAACAAAUGGUGGAGUGGUCGCAGAGUCCCCAGCCCAUGGAAGUGCGUGUGCGCUGCCUACGGGCAGUCAGGGACAAGCUGCCCAGGGGCCUUUACAGCCUCAGUGUGGCCCUCCACAGCCGUCUGGGAGGCCCCGCCCUCACCUGGUCCUGUCUGAAGGAGGAGCAGUGGGCUGGGACCACAGAGCCCGUGGAGCACGGGGGCCACUUCUACGACACAGAGCUGCACGUCAACCAGAGCCUAUUCACUAUCCUGCCUGCGUCGUGUGACAUGCUGCCCUCCAUGGUCCUGCUGUUCAGGCUGCUGGGCCUGACGGGGGAGCGGAGACAGGUCGGCACCACACUAGGCUGGGCCGCCUUCCCUGUCUGCCACGCCACCCUCACAACUGUCCAGGGGCGCUUCAAGACCCCCAUCCUCAGGGGGCUCCCGCACCCCCACCUCGACCAGUUCCGCAAGAUAGAAGGCCUUAUGUCAGCCGACCUGGACAACUGGCUGUGUAAUCUGUACUUCCAGGUGAGGAAGCUCCCCAGUGGCAGCUCCAGAGGGGAUGAGGAGCACAGUGUCACCCUGCAGAUCCCUCCUCUCCUCGUCCCCCACUCGCCCCCCCAGGCAGGCCCAAGCGGCACCAGCCCCAGCCGGGGGAGAGGCGGCAUCAAGCCGUGUCACCGGGGGUCCCCUCUCCACCUGUCUGCCUCACACUCCUCCUCUGCCUGCUCCUCCUCCACUCUGCCAGGUAGGGCUCCCCCACUGUCACCCCCAUCACCCCCUACUGCCAGCGGCCACAGUGGGGGACAAAUUUCACCUAAUGUCACAGACAGAGUGGCAGGUCUCCAUGGCUGUCAAAGGAGGUCAGGCAACAUCCUGGCCAACGGAAGUGUCCCCGACAAGAGCAUUCUGGGAGAUUUAUGUUCUGCCACACAGGCAAAGUACCAGUCCUCCGAACCCACCUCCUCCACUCUACGAAAAGAAAGAGGGGGGAACAACAGAGAAAAUUCAGGUGAGGAGGUGGCUGGAGAAGAAGUGAACCUGAUCCGUACCUUGAGUAACGGAUCAAAAGGUGUCCCUCACAGCACCUCGCGGAGGCCCGUUAAGGCACCGCUCCUGAAGAACUCCACAGUAGUGGUCCCUGAGAAAAUAGAGGAGAUGAGAGAUCCCUACACAGAGAAAGCAGAGACAUGGAUGCACUACAAGAAGAAGCCAAUCAACAAGAUAAAUAGCUCGAGCGCCCAUGUGAGAGGGAGCGCUGCACCUCCACCGCUUCUGCAGGGCCAGGCUGACAAACAGGAGACAGCAGCUCCGGCUGCAGCAUCAUCGGAGAAGAGGGAGAAUCUCUGGGCUAAGGAGAUGGAGGAGUAUACGUUCUCCCUACAGCCUGUGCUCUCCUACAGAGGGCAGGGCGGUGGCGGCACCGGCAGUGGUAGCAAUGGUGGGGCUGCUGAGCGUACACAUUUGGCUCUCCGCAUGAUCCCGUCAGAGCUGGGCCUGUCACCGCGGCGCUGGGGCUGGCGCUCCUCCUCAGCAGCAGCAGCAGCAGCACAGCUCUGCCUCAUUAUGCCGCUCCUGGCUUUGAUCUGGUUUGCAAGGCUCUACCUGCAUUACUGCAGCCAGUGGCUCUUCCUCCAGGCCAUCGCAGUUCCUGUCAACAAAUUCCAGUUCCAUGCUCACACCGUGGAGCUGGUCUACCAGAAUUCCUUGCUUCAUACCCGCGAGGAGUUGGCUAUGGUCGUGGUGGGACCUCUGACCUUGAACGCCGUAACGUUGCUGCUGCUCCUGAUCAGAUGGGGCUGUCAGCUAGCGUUUGGCUCACUCCCCUCCUUCACGUCAAACUUUAUCAUGGCUUUGGGAGUGUGGACAGUGCUGGACCCGCUGGCGGUCUUUGUAGUGGAUGCCGUCCUGGGGCGUCUGUCCUACAGUGCAGAGUCUCCUGUUGCGGAUGCAGCCAAGCUCUACUGGCACUUCUACCGGACCGACCAAUCAGGGGCAGCUGGAGUGGUCAUCACCCUCUUCCUCUAUGCCAUCCUUUUCCUCCUCUCCACCACCAUCCUCUACCUCUACUUCCUCAGACUCCACAACGAGGGGCGCAUGCUGGACAUCUUCCAGCGUCUCAGCAUGACCGAGGGAUCCUUCUUCGUCCCCCGGGACCUGGAGGUGUCCAACCAGGAACUAGACUACAUCAUCCAGAAGGCCGAGCAGUGGAGGGGCUUCAAUGGAGAAAGACGCAAGGUGUCAGUGUAUGACUACAUCUGGACAGAGGAGGGCCCCUGUGCCCCCCCCAGGGGUGACCCUCGUGGGGCCGUGCCCGCUGCAGGGGGCGAGAGCAGUACCCACGUGUCUGUCUACACCCUCUACCUGAGCGGGCAGCGCCACCGUUACAGGCACUUCCUACGCCAACCAGACGGUGCCAUCCUAGAGGUGAUUGGUGACAUGGACGGGGCAGAGCCUCCUCUCAGCACUAUGCCCCGCCCAGGUCAGAGGACACCAGAGGUGAACCAGGAAGACGAAGGCACAAACUCCACCCUCCAACUCAGGGAGAGGAAAAGGAGGAAGCCUGUUUGGCGUACUCAUCGCGUUGAGCCAGUAGGAGACAGUGGGCAUGGCUCGAGCUGCACUGCAAGGCCUUAGCCACUAAUGUCACUGAAGUGAAACAAAGCAGGAGAGGACACCCAGGACUCUUCUGUUUGCGGAGAACGGCCGCUGGAUCCUAAUGGCUGAAAGUCUUCAGCACAGAGUCAUCUGGAGAGACAAGGCACAGCGGCUCCUUAGAUGAUUAAAAAGUAAUUUUCUUAACUGUCCUCAUAGGAUUUGUAAAAAAAUAAAUGUUCAAAAAUAACAUUAAAUUGCUCCAAU
Molecule: messenger RNA, 4116 nt
Organism: Oncorhynchus masou masou (cherry salmon)
Lineage: Eukaryota; Metazoa; Chordata; Actinopteri; Salmoniformes; Salmonidae
Gene: ofcc1
Product: orofacial cleft 1 candidate 1
Exons: 26
Coding region: 1-3891 (1296 amino acids)
Source: RefSeq, a predicted model, not a curated record